This is a messenger RNA of Parnassius apollo (apollo), 282 nucleotides long. Lineage: Eukaryota; Metazoa; Arthropoda; Insecta; Lepidoptera; Papilionidae. The record is from the annotation of a GenBank genome assembly.
AUGCUGGUGACCUAUUUGGAAGCCAGCCGGGACCUUUGCGAGAUGGACUCAAUUCUUUUUGGCGCCGCGCUGGCAGUCUGCCGUAUCAUAGGCGCCAAGGUUUCCACGGCUGGACGUGCUACUGGCCAUAGUAGCGCUAUCCCAGCAUGGAGAAGAAGAAUUGAGGAACGUAUCGCAAAGGCUAGAGCUCUCAUCGGCAGACUGAUAUGCUUCAGAUCAGGCAACAACAGGCCAAGAAUUGUGCGCACCGUCAGGAUGGCGUUUGCUGGGACGCCAUCCUGA